Helianthus annuus (common sunflower) is the source of this 3409-nucleotide messenger RNA. RefSeq lists its product as uncharacterized. The record is from RefSeq and is a predicted model, not a curated record. NCBI's taxonomy places the organism in Eukaryota, Viridiplantae, Streptophyta, Magnoliopsida, Asterales, Asteraceae. The transcript is spliced from 7 exons. The coding region runs from base 64 to 3105 and encodes 1013 amino acids.
UUCUUCAAACGUUCUUCAAAUCUUCAAACUUUCUUCAAGUUUUUUCCAGCUUUUUCUUGAAAUAUGAGUGAAGAACAUCAAGAAGCUCCUGUUAGUGAGGAGGGGCCAGUCCCAGUCCUGAGAUGGGACUUAGGUUUAUUCGAACAGAUCGUUCGAAGUUUUAGGUUUCCACCGGAGUGGGAUGCCCGGUACCCUGCCCAGGGUCAGACCGCGGCUGAUGCCCCACCCGGUUACAUUACUUUGUUCGAAGACUUCUUCCUUCAAGGAAACUUCCGGCUGCCGGCGACUAACUUCUUUGGUAGCAUAUUGUCCUACUACAAGUUUCAUAUUUCGCAGUUAAGCCCACCUGGGAUGGUGAGGGUGAGGCACUUUGAGUUCUUGUGUCAAUCUCACGGCAUUGAGCCGACGGUGAAUAAGUUUCGUGUCUUCUAUCAACUGCAAAGAACAAUGGGGUUCUUUUCUUUUGCUAGCCGUGGUACGGCUAAGAAGAUUUUGUUGAAUCCUCCCAAGAGUUUCCACGACUGGAAACCCAAGUUCUUCUUCAUCCGGGAGGAAGUCUUGCCAAUAGCUAUGCCGUUUAGGGAAUGGACCGAGGUUAUACCAAAGGAGGACCUUCCUAUACCGAAGUCUGCUCAGUGGUAUCAGCAGCUUACCGCAACCCCUAACCGGGUAUUUGGGGAGAAUGUUCUGGUUGCUGCCAAGAUGAGUGACCAGUGGUCACCUAGUAGCAGGGAACUCCCGGUCUUGAAGAUCGGGGAUCAAGAGACGCAACUCUAUCAGGCUGCCUUCCCAGCCUUUGGUGGCUCCAUGGGCGUUCGCCCUCUGCGCGAUGAUGAGGAAGGCUGGUAUGACCAGAUAAAAGGGAACUUCAUGUUUCCUCCUGCUGACGCCUUCGCCUCGCCGCCGGAUGCAACUGAAGGUGUGUUGCGCGAUCUGGGGGUUGACCCAGAGGAGAAGAAGAAGAAACCUUCGAAGAAGAAAAAGAAGGCGGAUGUUGAAGUGACCAGCAAGGGUCCUGGCGCCAGUCGCGCAACUACUGCUGCUGUCAAAGCUAUGGGAAAGACUGGCGCUGGUGGGUCAAAGGGCUCUGGGAGCGCGGGUUCUCGUAACCCGGAUGCUGACGCAACUCCAUCUCAACCUGAGGAUGAAGAAGAAGAGGAAGAAGAGACUGCCCCGUUGAUUGGAAGAAAGAGGGGUAGAAGCGAGGCGACAACUGGUAUGGCCUCUGCGCCUGUUUCAGUUGUUAUUCCCGUUGUUGGGAAGAAGAGCAAGUUGCGCUCGUUAUACCAGUUUUCUCCUGAGAUCAAGAAGAAGACCCCUGAAAAGGGGGUUAAGUUUGUUGAACCCAGCACGAAAAGACCUAAGGUUGCCACUGAACCUUCCGAUUCUGCUGCGCGUGAUGCUGCGAAAACUGCUGAAGCGCAGCGAAAGGCAGAAGAGGAUCGGAGGAAAGAAGAGAGUAGGAUUGCUGCGCAGAAGAAGGCUGAAGAGCGAAAGCGCAAAGAAGAGGAAGAGAAAAAGAGGAAGGAGGAGGAGGAGAGAAAACUGGAGGCGGAGAGGAAGAGGAAAGCGGAAGAGGAGAGAAAGCUGAGGGAGGAGGCGGAUAGGCAGAGGAAGGCGGAAGAGGCGAGGAAAGAAAGAGCUGCCGAUCAGUCUUCUGUUCAAGGGCAGUCUGGUGUCCCAAAACCUCCCCCUGCUGCGCCGAUUGUUACCUCUAAGGGGUUAGGGCGCUAUGUGUCUAGUGGUGCAAGCUCUGGAGGAGCUGGGGGCUAUAACCCCAAUGUGAUAGGUGCGAAGGAUACUGUCGGGGACAUAUAUUAUAAAACUUAUACUGAAGAGGAACGUGGUGAUGCUCCUCAUCAAGCCCCUUGGAGCUUAAGGCAGAAGGAUACAUUUGUUGAAUUUGGUCCUUCUCGCGAUUGGUACUUGAACCAAUUCACUCCUGGCGAAGUUAACCGUCAAAAGGCGAAGCCGCAUGAAAUGUUGUAUCGCACUUACAUUCUUGCCGAGGCCAACGCUCGAUCUGCUAACCAUCAGAUAGUUCGUGAAUGGCGAACAAUGGUCAGAGAGCGCGCCGACUGGGAGGCUUACCGAGAACGUGUGCUAAAACGUGUUGGUGAAUUUGAGAAGGCUAAGGCCACAUUUGAUGAGGAGAAAGCCAAGUUUGAGGCUGAUAGGAAAGCUGAAGAGUGGGGUCGCGAGGGCCUGCAAAAGAAACUUCAUAAUGUGGAAGAGCAACUGGCCAAGGAGAAGGCCGAGUUCAAGCGUAUAUGCGCUCAAGACAACGAGCGUACUUAUGCUCUACGCCAGAAGAUCGUUGGUCUUGAGGCUACAGUUGCGGACUUGACCUCAAAGGUGGAGGAAGCGCAGGGUGAAAAAACUGCCAAGCAGCAGAUGGAGGUUGAGCUGACUGAAGCCAAGGUGCAAUUGUCUAACAAGGACAAGGAUCUCCAUGCCAAGGACGUUGAGAUAGCGGAACUCAAGCGUCGCUUGAAUGAGCAAAUCGACAGAUGCGAGUCUUUGGAGAUUGACCUUGAGGCUGAGAAGGUCAAGGCCACCGAUGCUGAGGAGGCGCGUGCUGUCAGCACUGCGGCGCUUAACGUGGCUCAGACAAAUUAUUCUGAGGCCCAAGGCAUUGUGGACACGCUUGUUUCUGAAGCAGAAUGGAUGCGCACUCGGGGAAUAGUGCUGGUUGCCAACUCCAUCCUAAACGCCGGCGAGCUAGAUCGCGCUGUUGCUGCUCUUACGGAUGCGGCGCGUGCAGUUGGUCAUCGAGGAGGUUACCUGGAGUGUGCUGAUCACGUUGAGCGAAUGCUGGGACAAGAAUUCGAUACAAGUCAUUGCUCAGUGACGGAACAAGCUGAUGCUGCGCUGGCCAGUGCUGAGAACUCAUAUGACAACCUCUCCUUGCCCAUCAUGGACUUGGUUGUUAGUGCCUUAAAAAAGGAUGAUUGGUGUCAGCGCCUCAAGGCGAUCCUUGAUCCACCGAUUACUGUUGAAUCAUCUGAUGAGGAAGCAGCUGGUGAUGAUGGCGGAGGUGAUGACGAUGGCGACGAUGGUGAAGGGAACGAAGAUGAUGAUGGUGAGAAGAAAGAAGACAAAUAGAGUAGGUUGUUAGUUUGUUGAUAGGCGUUUGUGCCUUUGUUUCUGACUUGAUUGUAAGUGAUGCGCUUUUGCGCAGUUUUAAUGACAAUGAAAUGACUUCGUUUUUUCUGUUGCAAUUAUUGCAUUGCUGUAAAAACUUAGGUUAAAUUAGCUCGAAUAAAUGGAAGCGUUAUCUAAGUAUAAGGUGGCCACCCGGUCUCGCGCUUUGUUUGCGGAGGACCUUGGAGGUGGUUUUGAACCAUCUCAAAAUGCUGGAGUGUUUUCGCGCUAAUCAGAAGUUUAACAUGCAUUUGUAACGAAAAAA